This is a messenger RNA of Acaulospora colombiana, 233 nucleotides long. NCBI's taxonomy places the organism in Eukaryota, Fungi, Glomeromycota, Glomeromycetes, Diversisporales, Acaulosporaceae. The record is from the annotation of a GenBank genome assembly.
AUGUCAAAAGCAUUUAAUGUUCUGGGUGCUAAAAUGGGAGCCGUAAGGUCACUUCACUUCUCUGAAGACGGUCGUUAUUUAGCAAUGGCAGAACCGGAUGAUUUCGUGCACAUAUUUGACGCGCAUACUUUCGAACGAUCUCAAGUGAUCGACUUGUUUGGAGAAAUUGCAGGCGUCUCCUUUACGCCAGAUACCGAUGGGUUAUAUAUAGCAAAUGCUGAUGAAAAUUAUGG